AUCCAAAGUAUUUUGCUUGUUUAUUAAUCACAUUUCAUUGCUGUGCAUACUCGUGCAAUGGGUAUAUGAUAGGUGUGUAUGUUAAUCGCUAUACGUUGCAGUUUUGGAGAAAAUUCAUUUGUGUGGAAUUUUACUUUCUCCUUCUGCUGCGUUUACUCUCUGAAGUGUCGGCGCCAGAAAGAAAGGUUCUUUUGGAGAGAAGCUUAUAUGGACUGCUGUCAUACUUUUCAUUACCAAUGUGUUUCUCAUAUACCUGCUUGGGAUAAUGUCAGUCAAAUAGUGCUGACCCAUAUUACUGGCAUCGAAACAGUGAAUGCUUCCAGUCAGGCACUCUGAUGGAGUUGGGAGUAUCUCAAUCGCUACCUAUUAUUUACUGGGUUAUUUUAAUAUAAUGGAAAGGAAACCCCACAAAAAGUUGCUGUGUAUGGUGGUUACACUUUGCCAGUCCGUUUAUUGCUUGAUGUCUGGAAUGUACGGAACUCCCUCUGAACUGGGGAUUUUUACCUCUCUAAUCAUCAUCCUGCAAUUGUGUGGAGCUGGACUGAUGGUGAUGAUGUUGAAUGAGCUACUAGAGAAGUAUGGUAUGGGUUCCUCUGAUAUCUUUAUUGUCACCAACAUCUGUGGGACUGUAUUUUGGAAGGCCUUCAGUCCUGUCACUAUCAACACUGAUGGAGGAAGGGAGUUUGAAGGAGUGAUCAUUGCAUUUUUACACAUGCUGGCUUCUCACUCUGACAAAUUUCAAGCUCUUUACAAAGUACUAUUCCGACACAAUCUACCAAAUCUGCUAAACCUGACUGCAACUGUUUUAGUGUUUGCUACUGUCAUAUACCUCCAGGGUUUUCGAGUUGAGCUACCCAUCAAGAGUGCCCGCUACCGUGGCCAAUGCAGCAAAUAUUCCAUUAAGCUUCUCUAUACAGGCAUCACACCUGUAAUCAUUCACCGUGUUUUGGUUCUCUACCUCUACCAAGCAUCACAGAUUUUUUACCUUAUAUUUGGAGGCAAUCUGCUGGUUGACUUGCUGGGAGUGUGGUCUACAGUAGAGGAUACCCAGCCCUCUAGAUUGUUUUUUCUGGAGUACAGAAGUGGAUAUUACCCUUCUAGCGGUCUCUGCUACUACCUUAGCGCAAUAGGGAGCCACCCUGGCAGUGUUAUUAUUGAUGAGCCCAUACGUGCCAUUAUUUAUGGCACUUUUAUGCUCUGUACCAUGUGCUUUCAUCUCCAGAAUAUCGAUUAAUAUGUCUGGAACCUCUGCUGAUAAUGUACGUAUAAUUUGACAUGUCCUUUGUUGUGUGGUGUCACAAUCAUAUAUAUGCAGGUAGCCAAGCAGUUGAUGGACAAGCAAAAUAUGGUGCUGCGAGGUCAUCAAAACCUGCACAAAUCUCUCAAUCAAUACAUUCCUACGGCUGCUACACUCGGUGGUCUGUGUAUUGGAGCUCUCUGUGUUUUUGCUGAUAUUUUUGGUGCUUUUGGACUCAGGUGCAAACUCUAAUAACCAUCACAUCAGAUACACAUGUAUGAACAAAUUGUGAAAGAAAACAGCAGGAACAGAGUCAGUAAUGAUACUAGUGGCUGACUAUGAGUUCUACGAAGGCACUAGAUAGUCUCGUAUAAGGAGAAGGAGAUGACGGAGAAGC
Messenger RNA from Geodia barretti, 1634 nucleotides. The record is from the annotation of a GenBank genome assembly. NCBI's taxonomy places the organism in Eukaryota, Metazoa, Porifera, Demospongiae, Tetractinellida, Geodiidae.